CAUCUCUAUCCGCACACUCACAAUAUCAACGCAUUGUCACCAUUCCAACAAAACAAACCCUUUCCGUUCCGUCUUCCUCUGCUUUUCAAAUCCCCUUUUCGCGGAAUUCCGAACCAAAACCAUGCUUCUCCGAACCGCUGCUGCUUCGUCACUCUCCCUCUUCAACCCCAACGCUGAACCUUCGCGUUCGGUUCCCGUUCUGGCGAACAACGCCAGCCGCUUGGUGGUUCGCGCCGCGAAAGGAUCCACGAACCACCGCGCCCUAACUGGCGUGAUUUUUGAACCUUUCGAGGAGGUGAAGAAGGAGCUCGAUCUCGUUCCCACCGUUCCGCAAGCUUCUCUCGCGCGCCAAAAAUACGUUGACGAAUCUGAAGCCGCCGUUAACGAACAAAUCAAUGUGGAGUAUAAUGUUUCGUAUGUUUAUCAUGCUCUGUUUGCCUACUUCGAUAGGGAUAACGUUGCGCUAAGAGGUCUUGCUAAGUUUUUCAAGGAAUCGAGUGAAGAAGAACGAGAGCAUGCUGAGAAAUUGAUGGAGUAUCAGAACAGGCGAGGUGGCAAAGUGAAGUUGCAGUCAAUUGUGAUGCCGCUUUCUGAGUUUGAUCAUGCAGAUAAAGGGGAUGCACUGCACGCAAUGGAACUCGCUCUGUCAUUAGAGAAGCUAACGAACGAAAAGCUCCUUCACUUGCACAGUGUUGCCACGAAGAACGGUGACGUGCAGUUGGCAGACUUCGUCGAAAGCGAAUUUCUGGGUGAACAGGUGGAAUCCAUCAAAAGAAUAUCUGAGUAUGUUGCUCAGCUCAGAAGAGUUGGCAAAGGACAUGGUGUGUGGCACUUUGAUCAGAUGCUACUCCACGAAGGAGGGCACUUAGCUUGAUGGUUACUGUUUCCCCUUUCUAUUAUUUGUAUCUUUCUCGUCUAUGUGAUGUUUGAGUCUUGUGCUAGAGAAGGUGAAACUGAAACUACGGAUGAAUAAAUGUUUUGUAGUUUGUUUACUUUUGAUCAGGGAAAAAAACUUUUUUUCUCAAAAUAUGCUCCCUAAACUAAUAUCCAUGAAUUCACCGAUGCGAGAUUAAAUUGUCUCAAUUUCAAUA
Molecule: messenger RNA, 1091 nt
Organism: Vigna unguiculata (cowpea)
Lineage: Eukaryota; Viridiplantae; Streptophyta; Magnoliopsida; Fabales; Fabaceae
Gene: PFE2
Product: ferritin-2, chloroplastic
Biological process (GO): iron ion transport; intracellular iron ion homeostasis
Cellular component (GO): cytoplasm
Molecular function (GO): ferrous iron binding; ferric iron binding
Source: RefSeq, a predicted model, not a curated record